GCUAGCAGCACAGCGCAGAGACUGGAGCCCCGGAGCCCGGCUAAGUGUCAGUGUCAACCUGUGCCCGCCAUCCCGGCUCCGCAGCCCUCCUGCCACAGCCGCCGAGCCGCUGUCUAGAGCCUCAGCCUCGCCACCAUGAGAGUCCUGCUGGCUUGCCUGCUCCUCUGUGUCCUGGUCGUGAGCGACUCUGAAGGCAGCCAUAAACUUCAUGGAGCGUCCAGUGCAUCAAACUGUGGCUGUCUGAAUGGAGGAACAUGUGUGUCCUACAAGUUCUUCUCCAACAUUCAGCGGUGCAACUGCCCAAAGAAAUUCCAAGGGGAACACUGUGAAAUAGAUACAUCAAAAACCUGUUAUGAGGGGAAUGGUCGCUCUUACCGAGGGAAGGCCAAAACUGACAUCAGGGGCCGGCCCUGCCUGGAGUGGAACUCUCCCGCAGUCCUUAUGAAAACAUAUCAUGCCCACAGACCUGAUGCCCUUCAGCUGGGCCUGGGGAAACACAAUUACUGCAGGAACCCAGACAACCAGAGAAGGCCCUGGUGCUAUGUGCAGGUUGGCCUAAACCAGCUUGUCCAAGAGUGCAUGGUGCAGGACUGCUCUUUUGGAAAAAGUACCCCCUCUCCUCCGGAAAAAGCAGAAUUUCAAUGUGGUCAGAAGGCUCUGAGGCCCCGCUUUAAGAUUGUUGGGGGAGAAUUCACCACCAUCGAGAACCAGCCCUGGUUUGCGGCCAUCUAUAAGAGGCACCGCGGAGGCUCUGUCACUUACUUGUGCGGCGGCAGCCUCAUCAGUCCUUGCUGGGUGGUCAGCGCCACACACUGCUUCAUUAAUCACCCAAAGAAAGAGGACUACACUGUCUACCUGGGUCGGUCAAGUCUUAACUCCGAGACGCCUGGGGAGAUGAAGUUUGAGGUGGAAAAGCUCAUCUUGCAUGAGGGCUAUAGUGCUGACACACUUGCUCACCACAAUGAUAUCGCCUUGCUGAAGAUCAGUUCCAGCUCGGGCCAGUGUGCACAGCCAUCCCGGUCCAUACAGACCAUCUGCCUGCCCCCACCAUAUGGCGAUGACCAUUUUGGCACAAACUGUGAGAUCACUGGCUUUGGAAAAGAGACUUCCACUGGCUAUCUCUAUCCAGAACAGCUGAAAAUGACUGUUGUGAAGCUGGUUUCCCACCAGGAGUGUCAGCAGCCCCACUACUACGGCUCUGAAGUCACCACCAAAAUGCUGUGUGCUGCUGACCCUCAUUGGGAAACAGAUUCCUGCCAGGGAGACUCAGGGGGCCCGCUGGUAUGCCCCAUCCAAGGCCGCCUGACUCUGACUGGGAUCGUGAGCUGGGGCCGUGGAUGUGCCAUGAAGGACAAGCCAGGCGUCUACACGAGGAUCUCACGCUUCCUGCCCUGGAUCCGCACUCACACCGAGGAAGAGAAUGACCUAGCCCUCUGAGGGCCCCCAGGGAGCCAAGGGAGGAGAGGGGCACCACCCUCCCACAUUGACCAUGAUUUUUGCAGUAGAGCCACCUGUACCAGCUAUAUAUAAGGAAGAGACUGAGGAACAUAGGCUCUGCAGAGAUGGUUUUACUUGUGCUGCCCACCAGGGUGAGCGAAAAUAGCUUUACCCUCAGAUACAGGCCUGGGUGCUGGGCGCCCAGAUACCUCCUGGCCAGGAUGGAGGGGUGGUCCUGACCCAGGAUGGUAUUGACCAGUAGUUUGUCUUUUUCUGGACUGAAGCCUCCUGGAGUUAACAAUGGCAUCUCCUGUGCAUGGGUGGAAGGAGAGCCAGCUCCCCCAGCAGUGGGCAUUCGUGAGGCCCAUUGUUGGGAAAUGAAUAAUUUCCCCAUUACGAAGUGUAACAGAACUGAGGUCUCUUCAGGGAGCUUGGCCAGUGUGGGAACAGUGGUUUAGGGAUUAGAGACACUAAUGACUUGAAAGAAGGGCUCUGGCAUUCCAUGAAUGUAUCAGGUAAUAUUAUAUGUGUGUGUGUAUAUUUGCACAUGUGUGCAUGCACUGUGAGUCUCAAUGUGAGCUGGUGUGUUCCUGUGUCUGACUGCAAGUCUAGAUAUUUCCCUAAACUGUAUGGACUGUGAUGCCACGUAGAACAGUCUGUCUGGAGAGGUCAUGGGUCACUCCUGGGGCCUCUUGGGUCUCCCACCUGACAAUGCCUAUGGAUGUAUCAUUCUGGGGCAUGGCCCGGGACCCGCACUAGGUGUCUCAGUCUCACUUUCACACUGAUGUCCCUUUCUUGGCCAGUUAUCUCUUCUGACCUUCUAGCCGAGUUCAUCCAAUCCUCACUGAGUGGGGUGAGGACCACUCCUGUACACUGACUAUUUAAUAAUUAUAUUCUGUUAUUUUUAUUUAUAUCUAUUUUUAUAAUUUUGAAUAAAGAUGAUCAAUAAAAUGUGAUUUUUCUGAA
Molecule: messenger RNA, 2403 nt
Organism: Diceros bicornis minor
Lineage: Eukaryota; Metazoa; Chordata; Mammalia; Perissodactyla; Rhinocerotidae
Gene: PLAU
Product: plasminogen activator, urokinase
Exons: 11
Coding region: 136-1437 (433 amino acids)
Biological process (GO): plasminogen activation; regulation of cell adhesion mediated by integrin; fibrinolysis
Molecular function (GO): serine-type endopeptidase activity
Source: RefSeq, a predicted model, not a curated record